Molecule: messenger RNA, 798 nt
Organism: Macrosiphum euphorbiae (potato aphid)
Lineage: Eukaryota; Metazoa; Arthropoda; Insecta; Hemiptera; Aphididae
Source: the annotation of a GenBank genome assembly
AUGUGUGCACGUGGAUUAUUUAGCCAGUGGAAGCAACCAAUCUUCUUCGAUUUUGAUUAUGAUAUGUCGGUUACUAUUUUAAACAAUGCAAUAAAAAAACUCCAUGAUGUUGGGUUUUUAGUAGUUGCUUUUGUGUCAGACAUGGGACCAAAAAAUAGAGGCCUUCAUAAAAAAUUAGAUAUAACUCCAACCAAACCAUAUUUUGAGAAUCCAAGUAUUCCAGGUGAAAAAGUAUUUUGUUUUGCAGAUACACCACAUUUGCUUAAGCUUAUAAGAAACCAUUUAUUAGAUAAUGAUCUCAUACUUGCUGAUGGUCAAGUUAUAAAUAGAAAGCCCUUGGAUAAACUAGUGGAAAUUCAAACAGCACAAUUGAAACCUGGAUGGAAACUAUCAAAGACUUUACUAGAUGUUAAAGGGAGUGAAAGACAAAAUGUAAAAGCGGCAGCAAGAGUUUUAUCUGCAAAUACAGCCAAGGCAAUACUUUUUGUUGGUGACAAUCAACUUUUUAAUGGAACAGGUGCAGAGAAUUGUUACAAAAUAACAUCUGACUUUAUUCAAAUGGUGAAUGACUGGUUCGAUAUUCACAAUUCUAACAACCAAUUUGGACCACAUCCGGCUUUUGGAAAGGAUCUAGAUAAACAAAUUGAUUUAUUGAAGAAAAUGUCAUCAAUAAUUGAAAAUUUAAGAGUCAAUAAGCAUUGUUCAAUGUUGCCUUUCCAACAUGGUAUACUAAUAAGUAAUUCAUCACUUAUACAACUUUUGCCAUACUUACAGGUAAAAAUAUUUCCAGUAGUCUAA